Messenger RNA from Cylicostephanus goldi, 368 nucleotides. NCBI's taxonomy places the organism in Eukaryota, Metazoa, Nematoda, Chromadorea, Rhabditida, Strongylidae. The record is from the annotation of a GenBank genome assembly.
AUGUAUAUAACUACGGGAACGACGUCAACGCUUACGAUAAGGUUAGAUACUCAGUUAACCUUAUGGGCUUACGGACAUACAAACUACCCUAAGGAUGUAUUGAGUAUUCUAAAUAACACUGCCAAAAAUCAGGCUGAAUUUGAUGGCUUGUUAGACAAAAUGGAUUACGCAAGUAUCGCUGAACACAUUUCCACAGAAAGAGCCAUCGAAAUCAUCAACGAAAUGGUGGAAUUACAGCUGAAUUGCUUAGUCUUCUUCACUGCACAAGAAGUUACUGACUUACUUCCAAAAAUAGAUCCCAUAAAUAAGGCUAUCGAGACUAUUGUCGCAGUGGGACUUAGCGGUAUGUUCACGCUCAAUGUCUGACC